Messenger RNA from Arabidopsis arenosa, 3449 nucleotides. The record is from the annotation of a GenBank genome assembly. Lineage: Eukaryota; Viridiplantae; Streptophyta; Magnoliopsida; Brassicales; Brassicaceae.
AGAAAUUAGAAACCAAACCAACCCAAAAAAAAAAACAAGAAAAAUAGGAAUAAUGAUUUAUACCGAAACGCCGUCGUAUCAUGGUCGCCGGCGUCUCCUCCUGAUCGUCGUUGGGCUUUUGAUCUCGUCGAGUUUGGUUUCUUUCUCUCAUGGAGUUUCUUCUUCUUGUCAUCAUCGUCCAUCCUCUACCUCAUUUCAAGGAGUAAGGAGGCAAAUUUUGGAAGGAGGGAAUGGGACAUUGGUGUUAGCGGCGGAGAGGACACGGCGGCCUGACCCUCUCAACCAUUUCAAUAUUUACGUCGAUGGUUGGAACGUUACCAAUGCUCAUUACAUCGCCUCCGUUGGAUUUUCUGCAGUUCCAUUCAUAGUUAUAGCAAUCUCGUGGUUCGUAUUGCUCGGACUCUUUCUCAUCUGCUCAUGCCUCUGUUGUUGCUGCUGUGGCUGUGGCCGCCGGAACUACGGCUACUCUCGCGUCUGCUACACUCUUUCUCUCGUCUUCCUCCUCCUCUUCACCAUAGCCGCCGUGAUUGGGUCUGCAAUGCUGUACACUGGACAAAACGAGUUCUACGGUAGCGUGGAGAGGACGUUUAUGUACAUUGUGAAACAAGCAACUGGAGUUUUGACUAAGCUAACGAGCCUAUGGGACUCAAUUCAAUCUGCUAAAGACAUUCAGCUCGAUGGACAUAACCUGUUUCCUCCCGAGUUUAGAGGUAACAUCGAUCAUUUCAACAACAUGAUAAAGAUGUCUAACAUCACUUACCCCGAUCGUGUCGCUAACCAGACUAUUCGUUACCUCACCGGAGCACUAAACCCUGUGAGAUACGUGUUAAAUGUGAUCGCUGGUGUUAUGCUCGCAGUCGCAUUCCUCGGCCUAUUGUUUUCGUUCUGUGGACUGCGAGUUCUUGUCUACCUAUUGGUAAUUCUGGGUUGGAUUCUCGUCACAGCCACUAUCCUCCUCAGCGCCGUUUUCCUUGUCUUCCACAAUGUGGUUGCGGACACGUGUAUGGCUAUGGACCAAUGGGUGCAUGACCCAGCGGCGGACUCAGCAUUGAGCCAACUUCUUCCAUGUUUAGAUGCUAAAACCAUUGGAGAGACAUUGGAUAUAACGAAGACGAUGACUGCUACGGCCGUCGACAUGACCAAUGCGUACACGGUCAAUGUCAGCAACCAUGAUCAGUUCCCACCUAAUGUCCCUUUCUACCACAACCAGUCUGGUCCGCUUGUUCCUCUCCUCUGUAACCCACUCGACCAAAAUCACAACCCGCGACCUUGUGCUCCGGACGAAGUCCUAUUAGCCAAUGCUUCUCAGGUUUAUAAAGGCUAUGUGUGCCAAGUGAACGCAGAAGGAAUCUGCACAACGCAGGGGAGGUUAACCCCAGCUUCAUACGACCAGAUGAUGGGUGCGAUCAACGUGGCGUUCACGUUGGACCAUUAUGGUCCCUUCUUGGCUAGUAUUGCGGACUGUACUUUUGUCAGAGACACCUUUAGAGACAUAACCACCAAGAACUGCCCUGGACUCAGCAUUACCAGUCAGUGGAUCUACGCAGGACUUGCGUCACUCUCUGGUGCAAAGAGAGAAUAUAGUGAUAGAUCGGAGAUGACGAAACUGGCGGAAAAAUCUGGAAGCAGACCACCGUGGGUGGGAUUAGCGGCAGCCGCAUGGGUUCAGGUGUCGGCGGGAAGUGGUUCGACGUUCCCGCUUUACUCCUCCGCUCUCAAAUCGGUUUUGGGUUUUAGCCAGCAACAGGUCACGAUCCUUGGCGUCGCUUGUGAUUUGGGCGAAAACAUGGGUCUGCUUCCAGGAUACGCCAGUAACAAGCUUCCUCCAUGGUCGAUGCUUCUCAUCGGAGCUUCCUCUUGUUUCCUCGGCUUCGGCGUUCUUUGGCUCUCCGUCAGCCAAAUCGUUCAUGGUUUACCUUUCUGGCUGCUGUUUAUAGCUCUAGCUUUAGCUACCAAUAGCAACUCAUGGUUCGGUACAGCAUCUCUUGUCACCAAUAUGAGGAAUUUUCCUAUGAGCCGAGGCCCUGUCGCUGGACUUCUCAAAGGUUAUAUUGGGAUCAGUGGUGCAGCAUUCACUGUCUUGUUCAGCAUGGUGCUUCAUCAUUCAGCUACGAAUCUGCUUCUGUUUCUUACUGUUGGUAUUCCGGUGAUAUGCUUAACUGUUAUGUAUUUCAUUCGCCCCUGUAUUCCAGCUACUGGUGAAGACCCUUCUGAGCCCAUGUAUUUCGCUUUUCUGCUUGCCACAAGUAUACUUUUUGCUGCUUAUCUUGUUGUGACGACUGUUGUGAGUGAGGUGUUUAUUCUGCCAAGCAUACUCAAAUAUGUUCUUGUGGCUAUCAUGGUGUUACUUUUGUUGUCGCCUCUUGCGGUUCCCAUCAAGAUGACACUUUUCCGUUCAAAUGCCAAGAGCUCUCCACUGGGUUCUUCAGACAAUCUAGCCAAAGAGGAAGGUACCCAGGAAGAACCGUUGCUUACACCUUCUACCUCAGCUUCAAACCUUGGGCCUAUCUUUGAGGGAGAUGAUGAGUCGGAUAUGGAAAUACUUCUCGCUGAAGGAGAAGGUGCGGUGAAGAAGAAGAGAAAACCCAGAAGAGGUGAGGAUUUCAAGCUUGGCCAGGUUUUUGUCAAGGCAGAUUUCUGGCUCCUUUGGUUUGUCUACUUCCUCGGCAUGGGUUCAGGUGUUACAGUCUCCAACAAUUUGGCACAGAUCGGAUUUGCUUUUGGUAUUAAGGACACAACAAUACUCCUCUGUCUCUUCAGUUUCUUCAACUUCAUAGGCCGUCUUGCUUCAGGUGCCAUUUCAGAGCACUUUGUGAGGUCAAGAACGCUUCCAAGAACAAUAUGGAUGGGAGCCGCGCAGCUAGUUAUGGUGUUCACAUUCCUCCUCUUCUCCAUGGCUAUCGACGACGCCAUGUCCAUUUACGUUGCGACUGCUCUAAUUGGGAUAGGCAUGGGGUUUCAGUUCUUAUCUAUCGCAACCAUCUCGGAGCUAUUUGGUCUCAGACAUUUUGGAAUCAACUUCAACUUCAUACUCCUGGGAAACCCGCUCGGUGCCACCAUUUUCUCGGCCUUUCUCGCCGGAUACAUCUACGACAAGGAGGCUGAUAAGCAAGGGAAUAUGACCUGCAUUGGUCCAGACUGCUUCCGCGUAACUUUCUUGGUUCUAGCCGGUGUUUGUGGGCUUGGAACUCUACUGAGCGUUAUUUUGACAGUGAGAAUUCGCCCGGUUUAUCAAGCCCUCUAUGCGUCUGGCUCAUUCCGGUUGCAGCCGCAAUCAGCGGGUCAUUGAUAUAUCCAGAGAGGGAGAGAGACUGUUUAGAUGAAAGAAGGUACUAUAAUAUAAAUACACUCAUAGAUGCUAUCUACUUUUCAUUAUUAUUAUUAUAGGCUCCUACUGUAUCAUGCGACAUUUUUGUUUGGGUGUAUUCUAAGAAAUGUAACACUGUGUU